AUGCUUCUCGCCGCCUUCAUUUCGCUCCUGCUCACUGUGCAUGAGGUUCUCGCCAAGAUAGACCGCAAAGCAGUUGUUGAACAGUUCAACCCCAAGCGAACAGCUUCCGACACUUCGACGCCUCUUCAGGUGGGCAAUGGAGACUUCGCGUUUGGGGCAGACAUUACUGGGCUGCAGACCUUUCUGCCGUACAACACUUUGACUGCCUGGUGUUGGCACAACUCCUCCUUGCCAACCACGCCAAACCAGACUCAACCAUCCGACUACACAGGCCUCGAUUUAUGGACGCAUGGCAGACUCGUCAACUAUAACCAGCCCAAUCCCAAAGAGGCAGACAUAACGCGAUGGAUGAUUGCCAAUCCACACAGAGUGAAUGUCGGUCGGCUGGGACUCUGGUUUGGCGAUCAUGGCGUGAACGAGACUCAUUUGGAGGACAGAAGCCAGGUGUUGCAUUUGUACAAUGGCACCAUAUACUCAUCAUUCCGAUUGAAUGGAAGCGAGGUGAAUAUCAGAACAAUAGCCGAUCCGGCUUCGUCGACAGUCGCUGUAAGCAUUGAUUCGGACCUGCUCAGAGAUGCAUCAAUCGGGAUUUUUCUCGACUUCCCGUACGCUACCGACAAGGCCAAGUUUGAGGCCCCUUUUGUUGGUCUAUUUAACGCCACAGCCAAUCAUACCACCAAUAUAGUCCAACAAAACCCGCAGCAGGCUCGCGUGGAGCAUAAUAUGGAUGCAACCACGUAUUACACCACCGUGCAGUGGAAUCAGCAAUCCGCGACGUUCUCACGAGAAAGCCCACACGAUCACAAAUACAUUCUCAAGCCUCGAGAUACGACUUCUCUACAUCUUACAGUAUCAUGGCAUCCCGAAUAUGAGGGCGCAACUUCGACUCCCUCAGUCGACUCUAUAAGCUCGGACAGCGCCAAGGCUUGGGCGAACUUUUGGGAGCAAGGAGCAUUCAUUGAUUUGACGUGCUCCAAAAAUGCCACUGCAAUUGAAUUGCAACGCCGCAUCAUUCAGUCGCUUUAUAAUCUCGCCGUCAACAACGCCGGCUCCGAUCCACCUCAGGAAUCAGGCCUGGUCAAUAACGGCUGGUACGGCAAGUUUCACGCUGAGAUGUUCCCUUGGAACGUAGGACAAUGGGCUCGUUGGGACAGAUGGGAUCUCUUCCGUCGCUCGAUGCCUGGCAUCUACGAACGCUUUCUGCCGACGAGCAUUGAAAGGGCUCGAAAAGCGGGAUACAAGGGCGCAAAAUGGGGCAAGAUGAGCGAUCCCUCUGGUCGUAGUGCGCCGGGAGACUUGAACAGUCUACUUAUCUGGCAACAGCCACACCCAAUGCACCUCGCCGAAUACGAAUGGCGAUCGUUCCCGCACGAUGGAACUUUGGCGAAAUGGGAUAACAUCUUGAAAGAGACUGCCGACUAUCUCUCGGACUUUGCUUACUGGAACGAGACCACUGGAGUCUACGAUCUUGGGCCGCCAAUGUAUCCAGUGAGUGAGAACACGAUUGCCAACGAGACUCGGAAUGCGGCGUUUGAAAUUGCAUACUGGCGUUUCGCGCUUGAUGUCGCGCUCAAGUGGCAGGCAAGGCAAGGUAAACAAGCACCGAAGAAAUGGCGGGAUGUGAUGAAUCGCCUCGCGCCUCUACCACAAGACGACGGAGUUCAUGUCAUCUACGAAGGCAUACCUGACAUGUGGCACAAUAAGAACUACACGGAAGAUCACCAAAGCAUGCUGAUGCUCUAUGGCUGGCUUCCACCAGUGGCUGGCUUCAACAUUUCCGUCAUGCAAGCGACCGUCGACAAGGUCUAUGGGACUUGGAAUUUUACGUAUUCUUACGGAUGGGACUUUCCAGUACUGGCCAUGAACGCCGCCAGAAUGGGCCAUGUGGAGAAAGCAAUUGACUUUCUAGUCGAUCCUUCAUUCAAGUUCGACGACGCUGGUUAUCAUAUUGGCGGACCGCGUGUGGCCACGCCCUAUAUGCCAGGGGCCUCAAGUUUACUCUGGGCGAUUGCGAUGAUGGCUGGUGGUUGGCAGGACAAUCCAGGGCCACGGUUUCCUGAUCAGUGGAAGGUUGAGGUCGAGGGGUUUCAAGCUGCGAUUUGA
Molecule: messenger RNA, 2103 nt
Organism: Pseudocercospora fijiensis CIRAD86
Lineage: Eukaryota; Fungi; Ascomycota; Dothideomycetes; Mycosphaerellales; Mycosphaerellaceae
Exons: 1
Coding region: 1-2103 (700 amino acids)
Biological process (GO): carbohydrate metabolic process
Source: RefSeq, a predicted model, not a curated record